Trichoplax adhaerens is the source of this 1530-nucleotide messenger RNA. RefSeq lists its product as uncharacterized. Gene Ontology annotation, molecular function: protein binding; ribonuclease P activity. The record is from RefSeq and is a predicted model, not a curated record. Bases 1 to 1530 code for a protein of 509 amino acids. Gene Ontology annotation, biological process: mitochondrial tRNA 5'-end processing; tRNA 5'-leader removal. Gene Ontology annotation, cellular component: mitochondrial ribonuclease P complex. NCBI's taxonomy places the organism in Eukaryota, Metazoa, Placozoa, Uniplacotomia, Trichoplacea, Trichoplacidae. The transcript is spliced from 6 exons.
AUGAAUGCUCGUGGAUUAUAUUACCUAAAUUAUGCUACGCGGCGAUACUCAAUUCUUCGAUCUUCGCCUUCUCUUUAUCCACAACGUAUUAUCGCUACAACAUCUCAGUUCAUCCAUUUAUGGUCUCAUCGUUAUGAUCAUCAUUUAUUGAUAUUCGAUCAAAAUAUAAAUAAAAAAUCGAAACAAAACUUCACGAUCGACUGUUUAAAGUUACAUCGGAAAAAAUGGAAAAUCCCGUACGAUCCUGAUGACGAUACUAAACCUCAUUACUACCGUAAGCGAAUGGCAUGGUGUUGUAAACAGGAUACUAUUAAUGAAGCUAUUGAAUUAAUGGAUCAAUCUAUUAACCAAUCGGUCACUCUAGAUAUCGGUACGUUUAAUUCGUAUCUGUAUUUAGUAAUCAGGUAUAACUUAUUCGAUAAAAUGAUUCAAUGUGAAAAAAAAAUAAGACUACAAAAUGUAGCUUUUGAUGCUACGACAUAUAGCACUUUAGCAAGUGGAUAUUCCAAAAUGAACAAUUGGGUAACAGCUUUAAACUUACUCAGAGAAAUGCAAUCCAAAGGUAUAUAUGGUAAAGCCCGAAACUAUAGUCCAUUAAUUUCUGCAGCUGCAUUAGACAAUCAACAUCAACUAGUCUUUGACUUAUUAAAUGAAAUCAAGAAUCCAGAUAAAUUAUAUUUAUUCCCUGAUGAUAAUAUCUAUUGUGAUAUCAUUGAAAUGUGUGCAAGAAGUCAUCCUACGAGCAAUUGGGAAAUACGCCAUACAGCGAUUACGCACAGUGGUUACUGCAAAUCUUGCAAAGCGCAACUAGAAUCUAUCGAACUAACAUCCGACCGACAAGAACGCUUGCGAGAAGUUAUAUCGCAAUCAAUAUCCAGUGGUGAAAUCUUUAAGAAAUAUAAGGGUGACAGUAAUGCAAUAAUGUCAGAUUAUAGCGGUAAAAUUGCUUACGGCUCCCCUGAUCAGAAGGUGCUCGUAAAAUAUAGUCAAGAUCCUUUCAAAGAUUUCUGUCAAUGGCUCCAUCCUACUCGUAAAGUAGAUAUCGUUAUUGAUGGACUGAACAUAGCCCAUGGUCGUAAUUCUUUUGAUCCUUUGAAGGAGUCAAACAAGUCUACCAAGUAUAAAGCCAUGAUUGAUAGUAUCUUUUCCAGUUGCCGAGUAUUCUUGUGUCCAAACAACCAUAGCGAUGAUGUGUACUUUUUAUAUGCCGCCGUACAUGGUGGAAUGAAUGUUAAGUUAAUAUCAGAUGAUCAAUUUCGAGAUUUUAAGAAGGGCUUCAGUCUGACGCUCUUGAAAGACUUUUUGCAAUGGUUGCGCGGACACCAAGUUCGCGUUGAACGCUUCCGAAAAGGAAAGAAACUUAUCUUGACGGCAAAAUACGAUCCUGAAACCAUAUUGUUGGCACCUACUCCUGGCGUAAUAAUUUCUACAGCGGUAUUAGCCACUUUAGAAGGAAUAGCAGUGCUAGCAACUGUAGUAAGAGUUGUUGAAAUUGUCGAGGUUGUAGCUUUUAUUGUUGUUGCGAACUGA